AAGAAAUGAAAAAUUCGAGCAACCUAUGACAAAAUGGAAACCAGCAGGAGCGUGAGGAGACCUGAAAGUGGCACAUGGCAGAGUGGGAGCAAUGGGAGGCGGUACAGGGACCCAGGUCACACUGUGGGCCCAGCAGCAGCCAUGAGGAGUCGGUACGGGGGCCCAUGGCAGAUUACAUGUCUGGCAGCAGCAAUGGGAGGCCCGUAAUCUGCCAGCACCCUAUGUCAAAAAAUUUAAACACACCAGCAGUGUGAAGAGACCUGAAAGUGGCACAUGGCAGCAGAGUGUGGCGAUGGAGACAGCAGCAAUGGGAGGCCGUACAGGGACCCAUGAGAGACUCUGGACUUGGCAGCAGCAUGA
Messenger RNA from Staurois parvus, 360 nucleotides. The record is from the annotation of a GenBank genome assembly. NCBI's taxonomy places the organism in Eukaryota, Metazoa, Chordata, Amphibia, Anura, Ranidae.